AUGACGGUGCGAUGGAGUCGUUACUCUGGCGCCAGCUCCUACAAAAUCACCGCCACACCAAAGAACUCUCCUCAACCGUCCGCAUUCGCUCAGUUUAGCGGGAACUCUGUCAUGGGCUCUGUUAACUCUCUCUCCGCCAACACGAUGUACACCAUGCGGGUCGAGGCCAUUGACAAAGCGGGCAACAUCCUGAGCAGUGCAGAGUUGGACGGAAGCUCAUCCCCCGAGGUACCUAACAUUAAGCAGACAUACUCCAAGAAGAGCGACAGAAUCAGUGUGGAGUUCAGUGAGGUGAUGGGGGCGAGCGGCUACAUCCUGCGAGCUGAGUCUGAGGUGGGAGACUUCUUCUCAGAGACCGCGGUGACCAGCUCCCCUGGCACCGUGCUGCAGCUGCAGCCAUACACAGACUACACCCUCAGUGUCAUGUCUGUCAACAGCGCGGGACGCAGCCAGCCCUCAGCACCCGUCCAGAUCAGAACGGUGGUGGUGGCCCCACAGCUAAACACCACCUCUCCCAGAAAUGACACCAUCCUGGUGACCUGGUCCCCGGUCAACGACACGGUCCUCUACACCCUCUGCAUCAUCAAGGAGGGCUCCAACUCUCGCCUCAAACUCAACACCAGCGACCCAUUCAUGACCUUUGAUGGCCUGGAGCCCGGUACCACCUACUGCAUCAAGGGCACAGCCUGGGACCUGGACGGUCGCCCCGGAGACGACCUCACUGUGUGUCAGAUCACCCGUCCUCUCAGCCCUGAGGCCGUCCAGGUGUUUUUGACCCAGACCAGGUCUGGGGGUUUGGCAGUCUACUGGCAGAUGGUGCAUGGGGCAGACGUCUACUUGGCAAGGACCUCUACUGGUCAGAACUGCUCUGCCUCAGAGAGGUUCUGUAUGAUCAGCCCACUGAGCUGCGGGCAGAACCACAGUGUGACUGUUACUGCCGAGAACAGCGCUGGAACCAGCAACCCCUCUGACCCUGAGGAAUUCAUCACAUUCCCAUGCCCUGUGGAGAGAAUCUGGGUAGAUGAGCACCAGGCGGGCAGCUGCUGGGUGUCGUGGACUGAGAUGCCCCUGGUGGAGUACUACAUCGCUUUUGUCAAGAGAGACGACGGGUCUGAGGAGCGCUGUAACACCACUGACACCACCUGUCACUUCUACUGCAUGUGUGGCUACACCUACCUCAUCACCAUGUUCACCUACAACCAGGCUGGCUCCAGUCCACCGGGAGACGUGUUCAACUAUACCACCAUUCCCUGUUGCCCAGAGGACGUUACCAUAGCACUGGUGUCCACGGAGACCCUGGAGAUCAUGUGGUCGUCGGUGCGGGGGGCGGAGCUAUACGAGACGACGGCGGAGGAGAUUGAUGAUGUCAUCCACUGUAAGGACACGGCGCCUGUGUGUGCUCUGUCCAACCUACGCUGUAACACACAGUACAGUGUGGUGGUGACACCAUGCAGCGAAAUACGAGGCUGCAACCGCACCUGCAAACCUCACACACAUGAGACAGCUCCCUGUUCUCCAGAGAUCCUGAGUGUAUCUCAGACCAACUCAUCCUCGAGUGUCAGUGUCUUGUACACGGCCCCCAACACCCCCAACACCACCUACACUGUCACAGCCGUGGGCCUCACUGACACACACACCUGUCAAUCACUCUCCACCUCUUGCCAGCUCACACAGCUUCCCUGCGGAGCCACCUAUGAUGUCACAGCGUAUGCCAGGACAGCAGUGGGGCCAAGCCUGUCCAGCUAUAGCGUGCCCCUGGAAACAGGUCCCUGCUGCCCCCACACCCUGACAGUAGACCAGGUGACCCAGGCCAUGACCAACGUCACCUGGUCCCCCGCUACAGGGGCGCGCUCCUAUGUCACGGCGCUGACAUCAUCUCGGGGACACGCCAAGUGCCACACCAUGGACACACACUGCCUUAUGGGAUGCAUCACCUGCGGGACCAACUAUAGCGUGAGCCUGGAGGCCAUCAGCAGGACAGGCCACAAGGCAGAAUGCAGAUAUCAUGGGUUCUCAUCCAGCGCCUGUUGUCCAUCGAGUGUCAAGCUCUACCGGAUGGCCAACAGAACUCUGAGGGUGUACUGGCACUCCUCGGGCCCCCAGAACCACACGGUGAACCUGAUUGGGACAGGCACCAACCACACCUGCAUCUCCCCGCCCCUCAGCAGCUCCUGUGAUGUGGCCAAGGUCAUGUGUGGGGACGUCUACACCAUGGUGGUGGCACCUGUCAAUCAGGAUGGGAGCAAAGUCACAUUCUGUCCCGGCAGGAUCUACUCUGUGUCCUGCUCCGGAAGCAAUGUAGGAAUGGUGAUCUAUCGGGGAAAGAGAAGUGUCGAUUAG
Salvelinus namaycush (lake trout) is the source of this 2340-nucleotide messenger RNA. RefSeq names its product fibronectin type III domain containing 7a (gene fndc7a). The transcript has 11 exons. The record is from RefSeq and is a predicted model, not a curated record. The coding region runs from base 1 to 2340 and encodes 779 amino acids. NCBI's taxonomy places the organism in Eukaryota, Metazoa, Chordata, Actinopteri, Salmoniformes, Salmonidae. Gene Ontology annotation, molecular function: protein binding.